Angiostrongylus costaricensis is the source of this 1206-nucleotide messenger RNA. The record is from the annotation of a GenBank genome assembly. NCBI's taxonomy places the organism in Eukaryota, Metazoa, Nematoda, Chromadorea, Rhabditida, Metastrongylidae.
UGUGCACCAUCUUUUUACAAAAAUCGCUUAGGAUUUGGUUUCUUCAUCUCCUUUUCUAAAGACGAUCUCGAUGAUCCCUCACGUCAAUGGUGGGUCUCCGAUGGGCGAUUCAGUCUCAUUCGACCGUUCUAUGGACUUCGUAUCGCACCGAUUCUUCCAGAAGAUUCCGGAGUUUAUCGUUGCCGCCUAGAGACGGAUCCUAUCUUCCAGCUCACCAUGUCUACAGCUUAUGUCGAGUUGUCUGUAAUGGUUCGUCCAGUGGCUCCUUCAACUCCUGCGGUGAAGGCGUUCUCAAACCAUUCCUUAACACUCGCCUGGAAGCACCACACUGCUAGGGCUCAUCGCCCGAUCUCUCGUUACUCUGUGCUAGUUCGUUCGGUAGACGACGAUUCACGAUUUGUGAUUCCGGCGCCGUCGAACGCUACUACCGUCAUUAUCGAUAACCUCACACCGAACACACUCUACGUAUUCGCCGUUCGCGCUGAAAACGCUGCCGGACUCAGUCCUUUCGGACCAGAAACUCGUUUUCGGACUCUCGGCGAAGGUAACGCUUUACUAUCGUGCUCUGUUUUCUCACAAUUUACUACCUUAAAGGGUUCGUACGUUCUUCUUUCUUUUCCUUGUCUCGAAAUCAAGGCUUUCAUCAAGAAAAAAGAAAAGUGCGUUUAUUUGGAGGAGCUUAGUCCACUCGUUUAUGAUUCGACGACCUGUGACGACAUCCCUAUCGAACUUUUUUACGGGUACUGUGAAGAUUUGGCUCGCAAUGAAAACGCUAAAUUCAAACUUCAGUUUCAACCGGUUUCCUAUCAACUCGUCGAUUCCAACGGCCAGUCCACUUCCGUAGAUGAAAACUUUGUCGUAGUAUUCAUAGUCCUCUGUAGGUACUUGAACAUUGGUGCGAUAGAGUCGUCUCGAGUUCGCAUCAACACGUCGAGCCACGGAUCCGACUACAUCAAUGCCAACUAUAUAGAUUCGUGUGAAAAACGAAACGCCUACAUCGCCACACAAGCGCCGUUACCAUCAACGUUUGCCGACUUCUGGGAGAUGAUUUGGCAAGAGACGAGCAAUGUCAUUGUGGUCAUCACCAAUAUGAUCGAAGACGGACGGGUAAUGGCAUUUUUAAGAAGUGAUAAUCAGAGUUUAACUUCUUUUGAUGAACAGUUCCGGAAUUUGCGUAGGUUAAGAUUUCUCAUCACAACGUAUAUA